GUGUACAAAGCUUUGCUAAAAUUCCUUGUGGUUGCGUUGGCGGAGAUGCSACAGUCUCGACUACGGGUGAAAUUGUCGCAUCAUUCCUCGAAGGACAUGCUGAUGUGUACGAAUGCUCCGUUUGUGGAAGUGGUUUCAUCAGUAACCCCGAUGGAGUCGUCGUCAAUGAACGAGGUACAAGCAAGACUUGUUCGGAACUCGAAGCAUACAGAGCAAACGUUCCGGUAACCAUGUGCGUCUCGCUACAACAAGAGGCACUAAAUCCAUGCGGUUGUGAUUACAACCAACUACCAUUGGGAGCUGAUCAAAGCCCGUUUGCUUGCUCAGUUUGCGGGGACGGGCUUGUGAUUGCGAAUCCAUCAGCAACUGUGAGUCUCGUUGCUGGACAAGACGAAGUGCAGUGCGGAGCGCUGGAGGUCAAUUCACACAAAUUUUCCGAAGACCAAUGUCCCGAAAUCCAAAACAUUGCAAGAGAAUCUUGUGGGUGUGUGGCUCCCGAAAUUACCCCACCAGCAGCCAAUUCCAAUGGGCUUGAAAUAGAAGUGGUCUCCCAGUGUUCAAUUUGCGGAGCAGGAGAAAUGACCUUGCCAGGCGGAGUCGUGACAACCCCAAAGGGAACAUCGGCUAGAUGCUAYGAUCUCGACCAAAACACGAAAGAGAUUUCUCAAUCAGCGUGCAGCAGCAUUCAGGACAUGGUUAGAGAACCCUGUGGAUGCACCUCCUCGUACCAGCCACCAGCCACURAUMUACUGAAUGAUAUUACCCCUUUCCAAUGCUCGAUAUGCGAGGGAGGAGAAAUAACAAACCCUGAUGGAAUUGUUGUCACACCCGAGGGCCAGGCUGCAAAGUGCAGUGCUCUGAAUGACAAUUCACACACGAUUCCCGARGAUUCUUGCCCAAAUAUGCAACGACUCGCUUAUGGACCCUGUGGAUGCACCGGAUCUAUCACCUUAGACAACGAGACGCCUAGUGAYGUUUCUACGGGAUCACCWUCUGCAACUCCCUUCACGUGUUCAGUAUGUGCAAACGGAAUGYUAGUUACGAAUCCCGAUGGCAUUAUUGAUGCAAGCAACAACGUUACGUGUGCCGAAUACGAACAAGAGUCUGCGAAAGGCAGGGUCACCGAAGAACAGUGUGACGUUCUCCAGCAGACAUCKAGCGUCACGUGCGGAUGCCACCCCCCGCCUCAGAUCCCAACGCCACCAACGACGCAGUUCAAGUGCGAGAUUUGUGGGCCGAAUCGAAUGGUGGGUCAUCCAGAUGCCGAAUUCUUGUUGCCGAACUUCCUCACUGUCACGUGCGGAGAGUUGCAACAACGUGCGGAAGCAAACGACAUUCACGAAUUCCAGUGUCGGCAGUACACCCCUCUGGCACAACAACACUGCGCUUGCAUUCACAAGGCAUACGAGCCUCCCCCGAGACCGGCAUACACGUGCAAUAUUUGUGGGGGUGGGCGACAAGUGACGAAUCCAGACGGAGUUGUCAGAAUUCCGGCUCAACCCGAACGCACGUGCGCCGAGCUCAUGGACGCUGCAACCGCCAUGAACACAAACCAAUGUUACCUCAUCCACCCAUUUGUCCAGGGUCCUUGCGGAUGUUCUUCUACCGAGGAAGACAUCGCACCCUCGUUCGGGRAUGUAGACCAUACAGUAAACACAGAGGAGGAGCGAGGCGACUGUUUUUCGGAUUUGCGCGACAUCUAUGAGAUGGAAAAGGGAAUUCAAGACACAUCGAUGAAACGAUUGUACGUGCUUUGCCCUGGUAAAACCUAUGAUAUGGGAGUCUGGUCGGAGGAAGGAACGAUCACGGGCGGACAUCCAUUUUUGGCACUCCGGCCCAAUGUGAUCUACCAAUGCGGCCAAGAUGGAAGCMGAAUGAACGACUGUGUGCUUCGGGGUGGAGAUUUCGGCCUGGCAUCGUACUAUGGGGUUUUCCCCGGAAUCCACGAGACCGUGGAGAGUGUCGAAGUCAGAGGCCUAACCUUUCAAUCGCAGAACAUGUUCUCGGUGCUUCUGAAAUCUGCUGGCGACAUUACAUUCAAAGGUUGYGCCUUCAAGGUCAGUAGUGGYGUUGCUGUUUUGAGAGUUAUUUGUUUUUUGAURGCGUUUUUUUGUGAAAACUAACAACGGUUUUUCUUGACCUCUUUUUCRUUUCUGUCGAAACAGGGCAACUCGAAAAACACCCCCGUCCUCCUUCAGUGGGAAGAGAAGACGUCGGAAGGCGACUCCACCGCGCRGAAUCGUCGCCUCCAGCUCGAUGCAUUCGUAGAGGAAGAAGAAGCGAGUAAGCAAGCCGCUCUGAAGCAGGUCGUCACGUUCCAGGACUGUGUCUUCCGGGACAACGCCAUCGACGACUCCUCCACGAGCUUUSCCGGAAUCAUCGAGAACACCUUUGGCAGCGAGCUGGUCGUCAAGAACUGUCUCUUCAAGGACAACACCUACGGCAGGGCGAACAACCCGGCCUCCRCCGGAUACGCGAUCCGCAGCUUUGGAAGCCUGACCCUCGAGUCGUCCUGCUUUUUCGGCAACGAGUUCCUGGGCCACGGCCCCGUGCUGGUCUACGGCGCCCAGUACCAAGCGGAAGACAACUACGUCGAAACGGAGCAGGCAGGCCUGCCCUGCGAGCUGGCCGCCCUCUUCAGCACGGGGGACGACACGGCGGCUAMCGCCCCGAAGUGCGAGGCCUCGGACGCGGGCUCCUGCUCGUUCUCGCAGGCGCCRACCUCGUCGCCAACGGUGUACGUCCCGGAGGACCCCUUYGGCCAGGCGAACGAUCGGGAGCCRUCCUCCCCGGCCACGAGGGCGACAAUAGGAGGACGGUUCUGGGCCCURGCGGCGGGCGUUCUGUCCCUUGCCUUGGUCUAGCUCGGACGAUUUGGCGUCGCGGGCACGAAGCUUCUCUCGCCACUGUARAUUAUAAAAAGUACAUAAAGAA
Molecule: messenger RNA, 2934 nt
Organism: Pseudo-nitzschia multistriata
Lineage: Eukaryota; Bacillariophyta; Bacillariophyceae; Bacillariales; Bacillariaceae
Source: the annotation of a GenBank genome assembly